UUUCUUCCCUUAUAUAGUUAUACUCUUCUCGUGUCACUUUGCUUUUCCUUCUCCUAUCAACACAGAGAAAUAGUCGAAGAAGAUGAAGAUGAUGACGACGACCGCACUACACGGCAGUUGCGCUUUCCGGUUCCUCAGUUCGUUUGUGCUCACGGUAUUGGUUCUUUGAAGGAAACGUAUACAAAAAGUGAAAACAUAUUUAUUGUCCUCGUUUCCUGCCAAAAUUAUGUUUUGAUUUUUGGCAGCUUUUAUUGCUUUCCCAUUUUGUAUCGCUCGGAGCUUAGAGGAACCCUAGCGUUCCUCUUUUUGUGUUUCUUCUUCAGUUUAUUCUUCAGGUCGUCUGGAGUUGAAAUAAAAGUGGAAAAAAUGGUGUUGGUUAUGAGAUUUUCAUGGUUCGUCUCCGCUGCAAUUGUGGCCACUGUUCUCUCCCCGUCGCUGCAAUCAUUUCCUCCCGCCGAAGCUAUAAGAUCCUCUAAAGUCGAUUCCUACCGUCGAUUUCCCGGCCAGAUUGCUUCCGGAGGUUCCCUCAAUCGAUUCUCCUUCCGCAAAGCUCCCCUGUUUCGCAAUGCCGGCGAGUGCAGUUCCGCAUUGGGGGAAACCGGCGUCUGUCAUCCCUCUCUCGUUCACGUUGCCAUCACUCUCGAUGCGGACUACCUCCGCGGCUCAAUCGCCGCCGUUCAUUCCAUUCUGCUGCAUUCUAGCUGUCCCGAGACCGUCUUCUUUCACUUCCUGGUUUCCGACACCAAUCUCCAAACCCUAGUCCGUUCUACUUUCCCGCAUUUGAAGUUCAAGGUGUAUUAUUUCGAUCCGGAACGGGUCCGGAGCUUGAUCUCCACUUCCGUUCGACAAGCGCUGGAGCAGCCGCUCAACUACGCCAGGAACUAUCUCGCCGAUAUCCUCGAGCCCUGCGUUCGCAGAGUUAUAUACUUAGAUUCCGAUCUCAUUGUGGUAGACGAUGUUUCGAAGCUAUGGAGCUCUAGCUUGGGGACGAAGACAAUCGGAGCUCCGGAGUACUGUCACGCCAAUUUCACCAAAUACUUCACUCCAAAUUUCUGGUCAAAACAGAGAUUUUCCGGCACGUUCGCCGGACGGAAUCCGUGCUACUUCAACACCGGAGUGAUGGUGAUAGAUCUAGGGAAAUGGAGGCAGUUCGGGUACACAAAGCGGAUCGAGAGGUGGAUGGAGAUCCAGAAGAUGAACCGGAUAUACGAGCUGGGGUCAUUACCACCAUUCCUGCUAGUAUUCGCGGGAGUGGUGGCCCCCAUUGAUCACAGAUGGAACCAGCACGGCUUGGGCGGCGAUAACGUCAGAGGAAGCUGCCGUGACCUCCACCCGGGUCCGGUGAGCCUCCUCCACUGGAGCGGCAGCGGGAAGCCAUGGCUGCGGCUGGACUCGGAGAAGCCAUGCCCGCUUGACUCUGUAUGGGCACCCUAUGACCUUUACGGACAUUUUACGUAAAUUCCGUCUACCGUGACGUCACAUCUGUAUUGUAUAAUCUCUCCGUACCGGUCUUAUUUACCUUUAUUAUUAAUUUUUGGUUAAUUAUGAUAUGAUAUGGUCUUAUUUGUACUCUAUUCCAUACCAUUAUUCUGCAGCUUCAAAUAAAUUUAGAAAAUAAAAAGAAAAAAAGAGAUAAUUCUUUAAA
This is a messenger RNA of Ipomoea triloba (trilobed morning glory), 1645 nucleotides long. RefSeq names its product probable galacturonosyltransferase-like 7. The record is from RefSeq and is a predicted model, not a curated record. Gene Ontology annotation, cellular component: Golgi apparatus. Bases 367 to 1458 code for a protein of 363 amino acids. Gene Ontology annotation, molecular function: glycosyltransferase activity. NCBI's taxonomy places the organism in Eukaryota, Viridiplantae, Streptophyta, Magnoliopsida, Solanales, Convolvulaceae. The transcript has a single exon.